AUGGGUUGCUGCUGUUCAACAAGGCCAGAUCCUACAAUAGAAAAGGGUCUUUCAAGCAUGUCUACUAAAUCUCUGAGGUCGGAAAUCGAUAGCAAUACCAGUAUCCCCGAAGUGCCUAUAAGAAGAAAAAAAACAAAGCGCAUGCAUAAGCUCUCAGCAAGGCACACAAGCAAUAUAUCCUCACAACCUUCAUCGCCAGGAGGAAGGCCAAGAUUGUCAGCUUUAAAAGCAAUCUCUACUACUCCCCCCUCAAAGUGAGCAAAUUUAAAAAAAUUUAAAUAUAAAUUUUAUAGAAAUUUGUUUUUGGAUUUAUUUUGCAAAGUUUAAGUUUUAAAAAACACAAAAUUAAACAGAAUUAGCUCGAGAUUUCAUUAUACUAAUAUAACUUAUAUAUCAAAAUGUUUUUCCAUAAAAAAUUUUUGUUCGCUCACAGAGGGUGGGUUUUUUGGCAAAAAAUAGGGAUUUUUCUAAUGGUUUUUGCUCGCGCUUACGGAGGGGGGAGUAAGACAUCCCGCGCAAAUUCUCCUAAAAGCCUAUCCUUCAAAAACUUUUCGCAAAAUUUUUAUAAAGAAUCGAUUAAAAUUAAAUACACGACUGUCAAAAAACUACAUAAAGGAUUUUACGGAGAAACAUUGCUAGCAAACAAUAAAAGGACUGAGAUAAAAAAAGUUAUUAAAGAGUUCAAAAAAUUGAUAGUACCAGAAAAUAUACAUGAAAAAUUUAUAAUGGAAAUCCAAAAAUUUCGAUGCCUGGUAAAUAUUCUAAUUAGCUAGAAAAGCCUAUUAAGGGCAUUUUUUGGUUGGCAAGACAAUAGCUGGCAGGUCAUAUUUUUAGCUUACGAAAUUUAAAAAUGGUAAACCAAAAAAUGUUCUUUUUAAUGGGUUAUUCUUAUUAAACAUGCAUAUAAUUUAGGAUCAUCCAAACAUAGUUAAGCUGCUCGAAGUCUAUGAUACAAGAGAAUGCUGGCUUUUGGUUUAUGAGUUCUUCUCCGGAAGCAGCUUGCUUGAUAAGGCUAAUGAAAUUAUAGGGAAUUCGUUGGCAUGCUCAAUAAUGCAAGAUAUUUUAAGCGGCUUAAAUUAUUGCCAUAGGAAUAAAAUUGUCCAUUUAGGGGCUAAAUUUUGAAAAAAUUAUUUUGGAUUCAAAAGAUGGGAGAAUUAAUUGCAAAAUAAUUGGCUUUUCCUAUCCAUGAGAAUUAGAAGAUUUAGUGAAAUUUAAUGAAGUGGUAAAUUUUAUUUAGACAUAUUUUAUGGCUCCUGAAAUAUUAA
This is a messenger RNA of Blepharisma stoltei, 1265 nucleotides long. Lineage: Eukaryota; Ciliophora; Heterotrichea; Heterotrichida; Blepharismidae. The record is from the annotation of a GenBank genome assembly.